AAAAUGUGCUGAAAUAUUAAGAUUGUCACUGAACACAAGUCUACACCGAUUGAUCAAAAACAUCCGGAUUCGAGCUCCGAUUUUUCACAUUUCAUUGAAGAAUUCAUAUGAAUUGAAGAUGAGUGAGAACAUGGAAGGUGAAUCAGAUAGGGAUAAAGAUGAUGGACCCAUCAAAGGAGAAUCACAAGGAGGAGAUGCAUUGGUGGUAAAAUCUAGCACCCAAGUACGCUUCCCUCGUGUGAUGCAGAGAUUGUUUCCAUACUCUCGUCUUAAGUUGAAUACCAAUCUCCAUCAGCCGCCUCCAAACUGGCUUCGAAAUGGUCCUGCCAUACAGUUACCUAAUACAUGGAUCAGAGGUGAACCUGCUGACAUAUCCAGCUUUGGAAUGGCAGAUGCAGAUAUAAUGGAUGAUGUAGAUGUCAUUUCAGCUUCAGAGAACAUCAAAAAAUUGCUGAAGAUACCUUUCAGUAAUGAGCAGGUCAGCUUGGCAGUCCAUCGGAUUGGGAAAACUCUUCUUCUUGAUAAACUUGAUCUCUAUAAGCACCUUAGGGAUGCCUCACAGUCUGAGAAGAAAUGGUUACAGGAUGUAUUUAUCAGACUGGUUCAGAAUGAAGGAGAGAAUAAGUUUCACAGUCAACUAAAAACAUCAGAGUAUAGACAGACAGUUGAUCUCCUUUCAAAGUUCCUAUAUCACAGCUUGGGCCCAGGAUAUGACAUACAUGUAGAUGAGACGGAAGAAGGUCAGAUCCCUGAAUUGGCUAAAGCAAUUCGGCAGCUACCUGCACCAACGGAGGAUGAUGUAAGUCAGUUUGCUCGUCAGGUCAUUUGGCAGUUUGAAGACAUACGGAUGUUGAUAGGUACAGAUCUACCUAUCUUUGGUGGUACAACAUAUCCUGCUGUCAGUCUAAGAUUGAGAGACACCCAGAGUCCCAUCAACAUUCUAACUGGGUUAGAUUACUGGCUUGAUAAUCUAAUGUGUAAUGUACCUGAGCUUGUCAUGUGCUACCAUCUUGAUGGAUUUGUACAGAAAUAUGAACGUCUCAAGACCGAGGAUAUCCCAGAACUUAAGAAUGCACAGUUCUCACCAAUGGUUGUGAAAGAUAUUGCUCAAAACAUCCUCUCAUUCAUCAAUAGUAACUGCACCAAAGAAGGACAUACCUAUUGGCUCUUCAAGGGUAAAAAUGAUGAUGUGGUCAAGCUCUAUGACCUGAGUAGCCUGAUAACUGAGCACCCAGACUGCCCUUGGGACAACCCCUUUUUGGUCCCUGUUGCCAUGUUGCUAUACCGUGUUGCUCGUAACAUGGCUCAGGCUUCCAAGAUAUCGGCCAAGAACAAGCACAUCAUUGUUUACCUUCUAAAUAAAUGCCUGUCAUUAUUGGCUCAAUGCAGAGAUCAGCAUUUAGAGAUUGUAGCUCAAGCCAACUUUAUCUUAUGUCAGAUGUUCAUGGAGGAAUCUAGGCAGAAACGACAUGGUAACAUGGGAGAUGAUGAUAGUUCUGAUUCAGCUUGGAAUGGGAGCUCUACGACCAGCAGUGAUGUGGAGGAUGAACCCAAUGAUGAUGUCGAUGAGGAAGAAACAAAGAGAGGAGAGAUUGUUCUUCCACCAAUCAAAAUCAAGAAUCUUACUGUCCCUAGUAGCAAGACAUGGAAAUGCAAAGACACUGAUAGUAGGAGGUCAAAGGUCAAAUCAUUGGAUGCUUCAAAAAUGGAGAAAGCAAACCAGAUUUUGAAAUAUGUUGCUGAUGGCCUUGAUGCAAUAAAGAACAGUAUCCCUGAAUCUACUACCACUACAUACCCAUCACCACCAUCUUCACCGUCACAUAGUGCUAUACCACUUCCCUUGCCCUCUUCAACCCCUGAAAGGACCUCCUUACCUACUGGUAAAGCAAUUCCACUGCGAGAUAAACCAGAAACAGAGAAGCAAAGAUCACCAGAUAGGACUGGCGGAAGGGAUGGUCAUGAAGGAAAUUUACCUCAUGGUAAAGUUCGGACAAAGACGCUAGGUUUGGUUGAUGCGUGCAUGCCUACAGGAGGAGAAGUUGCACAUGAUAUCAAGGAGGCUGGUAGAUCAGUCCAAAGAACUGAAGCUCUGAAAUCCUUGGAGACAACCAGUCAAGAGGUACAUGUAGAUAGCAGUGGAAUAGGAUCUAAUAAAUUGUCUCUUCAGUCUACAAUCAAACAAGAUGCAUCGAUUGAAAAUCCUGGUGAAAUGUCAGGGAAUCCUUGUGACCAAUUACAGCUGAAGGGUGGAGCUGGACAGUGCAGUGACCUUGUGCAGACUGACCACUCACCAAGAAGGAGAAGCAAGGCAGUGGCCAAGGAGAAACCAUUUCCUCAAGGUUCUUGGCAAGAGACAUCUGGGUUGCUAUUGCUGGAGAAGGCUUACCAGGCAUACGUCACCCUGACUGGGUUAACAUGGGAGGAACAUAAACAUGGCAGGACACUUCUCAUGGCACAGCUGGCAGUAAAAUGCUUCAAUGCUUGCAGGUCAAUCCUUGAUGGAGAGAGCAAUAUUUACAAUGUUCUAAUGAUGUGUGGUGAUUCCCAUCUCUUGCUGACCCAUGACCCUAGCAACCAUCAUCUUCACCAUGAAGAUUAUCAGAACAUCUCAGAGACUGACACCUUCAUCCUAGAAACGGCCAUCAUCCAGCAGACAUCUCAAGAUUACGAGUGGGCAACAGAAUUCCUGACAGAGACGGAAGAAUGUUUGGAAUGCAGCAUCAAAUGUUAUAAAGCUUGUCUAAAUGAUAAGGUGAAGAAGGGGAAAGCAUUCAGGAGGAAUCUUGGUCAGAAGCUAGGGAAUGCUUGUAAUGAACUAGGCGUCUUCUUCAUGAACACUGCAGCUAAUCUAGCUUCAGUAAAAGACUCAAUGCCCAGUACAUUUGAACAGGAGCUAUGGAAAGAGAGUUAUCGUUGUUUUGACACUGGUGUGAAGUCCUUUGAGGAAGUCUCAGAUUCAAUUAAUGUGGCUCUUCUCAAUUGUAACAUGGGGCGUCUUAUGAGGCUAUGUGCACAGAGCUAUGCAUCAGGGGGCAGCAUGGGACCAAAUUCAGAAUUUAGCCCAAAGGAGAAGCACUAUUAUGUAAAGGCAGCAGAGUGUUACGCAAGGGGUCUUCACAUCCUUGGCCACAAGAGCGGACACGUUACAUUGUGGGAUUCCAUUUCGUGGGAGCUCUGCUCUACGUACUUCAACAUGGCAUGUUUGAUGCAGGAUCAACCUCCAGUAGCUACCUCCUCUCUAGCUGAGAUUGAGAAGGAUGUGUUGGAGUUCAUGAGCAAAGCAUUAACUCUUUGCGAUGUAGAGGAUACAUCAUCUAGUAGACAUCCACUGUAUCAGUAUAGGGCAGCUACUAUCCAUCACAGGCUUGCAUCCAUGUAUCACAAUUCAAUUAGAAGUCAGUCCUCUCACAUGAAGAAGAAGCACACUAAGACUCUAGCUGAGCUUCACUACACAAAGGCUGUCAAACUCUUCAAGGAGAUGGAUCGUCCUGUUGAACUAAUCCGGGUUGAGCUAGAGAGAGUAGCAUUGCUGGAACAUCAGUUUGAAACUCAAACAAGCAAAGGACCCAAAUUGAAGACCCUAGAGACUGCACUAGGCAUCAUCCUUAAUUGUAGUGACAUCAUCCCUCAGUUGGAAAAACUGAGCUACAAAAUAGUAGCAAAGACUGCAGAUAAAUCAGAAUCUGUGAUGCAGGAUGUUGCAGCUUCCAAGAAGGAAGAUGUAGGGCUUCAUCAGAACGUCAUUAAGAGUGACAAGGAACAGGAAACAGGAAACCUCGAAAAGGUUGAUGGGGAAGAGGAGCAAGGAUGUGAAGCUGUAGAAGGGUCAAAGACUGUGCCCAGAAUGUCUCCUCUGAGACAAGGUGAAGGGUUAUCUGAAGAAGUGGCACAUGAUGCAAGUCAAGGACUUGAAAGAACUACUGAGGAUCUACCCUUGGGGAAAGAGACUAAUGAAACUUCAUCAAGGGAAGAUCAGCUCCAAGGAGCUGUUGGAGAUCCUGCAUGUGAGGGAGGUGGAGCUGAAGCAGAAGGAGCAGUAGGUGGAGCCGAUGAUGGAGCGAAGGUAGGAGAGGAGGACAUGAUUGACGGUACCAAAUCAGAAGUUGAAGAAGUCAAGAGAUUGCUGACUAUCUUCGAGAGUCGUCUUCAGUUUGUCCUGCUUUAUCUUGUCAAGUAUUCUAGCAGUGGCAAGCAUGGCUCCAAUGAUGAAGAUCGAUACAAGAAGAUGUACAGCUCAUCUCUAGGCAGACUUCACAGCUCAGCAGGCUCUGAUAAAGUUAGCCUAAGCUCAAGACUUCAGGAUAUAUGCAACAUUGCUUCUACUCAUAGAUAACAGUAGAUGAAGAUAUCUAGGCAAAGUGGAUGAAAACAUAAAAUAUUUUUGAGAAGGGAUGAUAGGUCAAGAGGGAGAGAGAGAGAGACAGAAGCCGAGUUGGAGAGGGAUAGAGAGAAUGAAAAAUGGACAGAAUAAGGAGAUGCGUGCUUAGGCUCUAUCAGGUGCCUGUUUUGAGAAAGAAGUUGCUGCACCUUGAAAAUGUUGCUUAAAUUUCACUGAAAAUUUGUAGUCUAAUAUGAACUGGGUUUUAAUAACAGUUCAUCUGCUUAAAGCACAACUAGUAUGCUGCAUUACUGUAGAACACCCAGAGACCUCUGAUAAAGCGAAUGCAAGCGACUUUAUGUGCUAGUAUAAUUUACUUUUAUUAGAGAUAUUACAUUGGUUGUUGUGUAAUGGAUAUUCAUAUGCAGAAUGUAUACAGUGACAAGUUGCAUGACACCUCUCUUUACCAUCAUUAUUAAAGGCAUUACAAUUAUUGUGCAAUAUUCUAUUUGUCAAGUAUUAGUAUAUGAGAAUUGUGAUACACAUGAAAAGAAAAUUAUUGUUAUUCAUCUCUUUGAAAAUUAGCACAUGAAAAAAUAUAUGGAAGAAUUUUAUGUCCAGUAUCGAUUUCGAACAUAUUCAGACUGAAACUAUUAGGGCCACAGACUUGAUAUUUAUUUUUCUUUAUAUGUAUGUUUUUAAGUAUUAGUCCAGUUCAAGAAGUGCCAAAUGUAUUGCUUAAAGUUGUUCUUUUACCUCCAAAAUACUUCCUUGAAUUUAGGUUUUUUAUCAUUGAGAAAUGAAUUGCAUAUUUCAACUUUCAGCUGAUGUGAUUAAAAAUUAUAAUCAAUAAAAUAUAGCUUGCCAUAUUUAAUGUUUUUGAAAAGACUUGGAACACUUUAUGUACUGUUUAAUGAAAGACAUCAGGCUUAUCUUUAUCACUUUACAAUGGAAGUCAUUCUUUUCAAGUUAAGCAAAGAUCCUGUCUGAAAGUAUUUGGUUAUGAAUAUAUAUAUCAAUCUUGCAUGAUUAAUAUAGGUAUAAGCUAUGGAAAUCCAACAAUGUCAUUGUUUAGAUUGAUUGCAUUAUGCCAGAGUAUAGUGCUUUUGAGAGAUAACAUUGACCUAUACAUUAUAAUCUUUUUGACCAAUCACUAUGUUCUUUUGACAUUGUUAGCUUUCCAUAACUUAUACCAAUUUCACCCAUGCAAGAUGUAAAUACUGUAGAUACAAUAACCAAAAUACCUUCAGACAGGAAGUAUAAAAAGAACAACUUUAUGCUAUACAUUUUGUUGUUAACCAAUGGCAUUCUGUAAUAUCGUCUAAGUUGCUUAUUAUGACAUCAAUGGCUCUGAAUAGUUUUGAUUUAUAUUAUCAUCAAUUGUCUUUUUAGGCCAGUAUUAUAUGUAAAGAGAAAGACCAACAUUUCAACACAUAGUGCAUCUAAUUUAGUGAAUGGAUAAAGUUAAGCUAUUUAAGAAUAUACUCUGUAAUUAUAUUCUAAUUCAGAGUUUAAGAGAGUUAUUUACAAUGAUUGCCAAUUUAUUUAAAAAUGAGAUUCUUCAGAAUUCUGCAGACAAAUUAGGCUUGCAUACAAUUCUCUUAUUCUAAUUCUAUUCCCCCCCCCCCGAAGUUUUUAUCAUGACUAGAAACGUGAUGAAUAACCCAUGGUUUGUAGGAUUGAAAAAAAACACAAUUAGAAUGUGAGUAAAAGUUUUUAAAAAAUUCAGAAGAGUGCAACAGCAAGAAUUGGCAGAAACAGAAGAGAGGAGAAAAAUUAGUAAAACAGAAUGGUGAAUACCGGUAUUUGAAACAAAUCAUAGAAGCAAUAGAAAAGUUAUAGCUGUUUUAAAAUUGAGAUCCCUAAGAUUAUGUAAAUUUCAAAUUGGUAACUGGGUAAGUAAAUUAUGACAAGUGGAAGGGACAACUUUCCUACAGUCCAUGUACUUCAUUAUCAGGGUUUUGGUUUUUUCCCCCUGUAACCAAUUUCCCUGGGGCAGUAGUUUUAAUAUGAAGAGACGAUGGCUCAAUGCACGAAAGCUCGGUCGGUAGAGCGGGAGUUUUGGAUAUUCCGAUGACCCGUGUCCGAUUGCCACUUUGUACGCUAAUGCCCUUUAAAUUCUCAUUACCAAUAUGCUUCUACCAGUCUCAUCCAUGGUCCUGUUAAGUAUUUCCCUAUGAGUCCAAGGGUGCGACAACCAAUCAUGCAGUGCCUUAGAUUUAAAUCAUGCUUAACAGCUCACUGAAGGUCAUUUUGAUUUUCUGUCCAUACCUUUGUGAGAAAGUUUGCUAUAAUUGGCUGGAGGAAGAAGCAAGCUCCUGCAUUACGAAAAUAGAUGUGGAAUCUGUUUCCAAUGAUGGGCUCCAAAAAGGUUUGAUGCCAUUCAUUCUGAGAAAAGUUCUUAGUUCAUUUGGUAGUCCAACACCAUCCUUGAGGCAUAAUCUGCACAGCGACUGCACAAAUGCAAAUGUUUCACUACAGCUCCUUGAACGAAAGCUAUGAAGAGAUGCAUCAUCCAUCUUCACUCUUUCCUCCCAUGACUUGACGUUUUUUCAGCUGUCUUCACAAAAGUAUCAAGCGGAUGCAUACCACAAUAGAAAUUAUUAAGAUAGCCCUCAGACUUUUCAAGAAUUUUUGAGUUCGCUCAUUUAUUCACAAUGUGACGAUCCGUCAUCGUAUUUGAUAUGUUACCUAGAAUGUUGCAUGACUGAGAUGGAGAGUGAAGACUUUCAACAGAAUCAUUUAUUACAUCUACAUAAGACUCUGCUGUUCCUGAUGGCAUUUCAUGAAUUCCAAUUGUGUAUGUUUUGUUCUUGUUGGCAAUCUGCACCUCUCCAAAAUGCCUUCUCUUUUUUGUUGUUCCAUCAUAUUUUAUUGUGGUGUUAUUGCUGUCUUCAAGAUCUUUUCCGACAUGAUUUCUUUAAAGCUGACGCAUUUCUGGGAUCAUCCUAGAACAAGUCGAUGCAUCGGGUAGUUUUCAGACCUGUUUCCUUGUCAUUUUUUCAACUACAAACUUAAUUAAGGGGGAUAUAUUUUCUGUGGAGACUUGAUGGCUAAUGCAGUGAUAAAUGCACUCUCUGACAUUGGUAUUUUAUGUCUUCCUGUCUUGCAUCGUCUCUAUCUUUUUAUUCUUUUCAAGUUCAAUAAGUUU
Lytechinus variegatus (green sea urchin) is the source of this 7469-nucleotide messenger RNA. RefSeq names its product erythroid differentiation-related factor 1-like. Gene Ontology annotation, biological process: positive regulation of DNA-templated transcription. The coding region runs from base 119 to 4333 and encodes 1404 amino acids. The record is from RefSeq and is a predicted model, not a curated record. Lineage: Eukaryota; Metazoa; Echinodermata; Echinoidea; Temnopleuroida; Toxopneustidae. The transcript is spliced from 22 exons.